CUGCGCAGACGCCGGAGUUUCCUCUCCCACGUGUGUCUCGGCCCCAGGUUUCCUGGACAGUUGUCCUGAAUGCAGGAGGAGCUCAGCCCCCUGAGACCCCACAGACCUGGGUACAAGCCAGAGCAAGGAGGAGGAAGGAGGGAAGAAUGGGCCCUGGGCUCCUGCCCCGCAGAACCCCCCCAGGACUCAGUGCAGUUCAAGGAUGUGGCUGUGGACUUCACCUGGGAGGAGUGGGGCUACCUGGACACUUCCCAGAAGGAGCUUUACUGGGAGGUGAUGCUGGAGAACUACAGGAACCUGGUCAGCCUGGGCCUUGUAGAUUCCAGCAUGGAUGUGAUCUCUCAGCUGGAGCCAGGGGAAGCACAUUGGAGUCUAAGUGACAGUGUCCUCAACACCUGCAGGCCAGAUUGGGAUGCCAGGCCUCAGACCAAGGAGUCUUCUCCAGAGAUGGGCAUUUCUGUGGAAGACUUAUCCCAGCAAAAGACCUUGUGGGAUGACCCAUGCAUCUCCAGGAUGGGACAAAUCUGGGAUUAUUAUGACAGAAUAAAGAGAGAUCAGAGCAAUGAGGAGAAACUUUCUAGGCAAGGAAAAGUAAUCCAGACAGAAACUGGUGGUGAAGUCAGAGCUUCUGAUUACAGUAAAUAUGACCAAACUUCUAACCCAAAGCCAGUCCUUUUGCCACAGCAGGGAGUGUCUUUAGUAAUGAAUCUCCACAAAGGUGCUGAUCAGAGAAGGAGCUUCACCAUGGAGUCAGACCAAAGAUAUUGUAAUCAGAUCUAUUCACAGAAGAAAUAUUCUGAGGUUAACAAAUGUCAGAAAGCCUUCUCUUAUGAUUUUGACCUCAUUGACAAACAAGAAAUUCAUGGUGAAGAGGGACUUUAUGAAAGUGGGAAUUCUUUCAUAGUGUAUAAUGAACUUAAUCUACCCCAGGGAACUGAUCCAGGAGAAACGUGUUAUGAAUUGACUCAAUGUGGGAAGACAUUCUCUCAAAAAGCAGAUCUUAAUCAACAUUCUGGUAGUCAGAGGAAAACCAAAUCUUAUGAAUGCAGUGAGUGUGGAAAGGCUUUCCACCUUAAAACAGGUCUUACCCAGCAUUUCAGAAUUCAUAGUGGAGAAAAACCUUUCAAAUGCAGUGACUGUGGAAAGUCCUUCUGCCAGAAGAUAGACCUUAUACGACAUUUCAGGAUUCACACUGGAGAAAAACCUUUUAAAUGCAGUGAUUGUGGGAAAGCCUUUCCACGGAGCACAACCCUCACUCUACAUCAGAGAACUCACACUGGAGAGAGACCAUAUGAAUGUAAAGAAUGUGGGAAGACAUUCAAUCAAGGCUCUAAACUUUCUAGGCACCAGAGAAUUCAUAGAGGAAUAAAACCUCAUGAAUGCACAGUAUGUAAGAAGGCAUUCUCUGUAAAGUCCCAUCUCAUACGACACUACAAUAUUCAUACUGGAGAGAAGCCCUUUAAAUGCAGUGAUUGUGGGAAAGCCUUUACUAGGAACACAACCUUGACUCUACAUCAGAGAACUCACACUGGAAAGAAAUACUGUGAAUAGAAAGAAUGUGGGAAGGCAUUCAGACAGAAUUGUCAACUUUCUCUGCACAAGAAAAUUCAUAUAGGAAUAAAACCAUAUGAAUGCACAGUAUGUAGAAAGGCAUUCUCUGUAAAGUCACAUCUUAUAUGACACUCCAAUAUUCAUAUGGGUGAGAAGCCUUUUAAAUUCAGUGAUUGUGGAAAAGGCUUUUCCCACAACACAGCCUUGACUCUACAUCAAGGAACUCACAGUGGAGAGUGUAAGGGGCUAAAAUCCUAGCUAGUCUGUCUAAAAUAGCUAAUGAGUGGUCAACAAUAAAUUAUAAGCUUUAGCAAGAGUAUUUAAGUAUUUAUUAAAGAGCAUUAGGAUCUAAUGAUCAGAGAGAAAGGUAAAAACCUAUUUCUAAGAGACCCCAGCAUCCGACCUGCUAUGGUGUGAUGACACCUGGAAAUGUUAUGGAAAGGUUUCCAUACCACAUCUCGUGGUGCAUAGAUUGUGCUAGGCCUCAGGUGGAUGGAUUCUGACCAUGCCACCAGAUUGAGUGAAAAAGCCAAGUUAAGCUAAAUCAGGUACAUGUGUUAAGGCUAACAUAACACCAGACUGUUUUUGGAGUGAGAGAGGAAGAAACUGGACUAUGUCCAGCAAUUGUGCUCCACAUAGUUGCUCUCAUAAGCAAACUAUGGACUUCCUGAAUGUAUUUGGCUGUUCUCUCAGCCUCCAUCAGGGUAUCUUACAUGUACCUGUCUCUCCUCCUGUUGUACAUAUAUUCUUUCCAGGGCCUGCAAUGUGGAAUUGAACCAUCUCCAUCAAGCUCAUUGUAAGAGCAAUUAGUCUCUGAAAUGGUAAGUUUCCAUAAAUCAUAAAUCUCUUAUUAAUUUCACCAAAGAUAAUAUGAUGGUAAAAAUGUGUGCUACACUGCAUAAUUUAGGAUAUACUUGAAAUAUGUAUAUAUAAUUCCAAACAAUACCCAGAGUAUACAUAGUCAGAAUGACAUACAAGUGAUAAAUGGAUGUAAAUGGCUGAUAUUAUUAAACAUUAUUAUAGAAUCUUCAUUAAGCAAGUAAACUACAUCAUCUUGUCCAUGAAUUCUCUAUCUGGUACAAUGACAAUAACAGA
This is a messenger RNA of Dromiciops gliroides (monito del monte), 2646 nucleotides long. RefSeq names its product zinc finger protein 501-like. The transcript has 5 exons. NCBI's taxonomy places the organism in Eukaryota, Metazoa, Chordata, Mammalia, Microbiotheria, Microbiotheriidae. Gene Ontology annotation, biological process: negative regulation of transcription by RNA polymerase II. Bases 70 to 1551 code for a protein of 493 amino acids. The record is from RefSeq and is a predicted model, not a curated record. Gene Ontology annotation, molecular function: RNA polymerase II cis-regulatory region sequence-specific DNA binding; DNA-binding transcription repressor activity, RNA polymerase II-specific.